CCCGUGAAUACUCAAUACGCACCGAGAGACGAGUGAAGAAACCGGCACGGCUGUCUAAAAGAGUGACAUUCACAUAACCUACGGUGUAAUAUUACUAGCGUUAUUGUCGGAAAUCAUUCUGUUCAGCCUGUCGAGUUUGAAAUGUUACAGUUUAGGUUCUCGAGGGCGUUAAAGGAGUUUUGCAAGCCCAGUCUAAGGCGCCUUUGGAAAAAUAAUACAGAUAAUACAGCAGCCGCCGGAGGAUGCGCGUCUUCAUACAGACGAUCCCUGUGCAUGCAGACAGAUGCGGCCAACGAGAAGAGAAGGAAGGCAGGCAUUUUGCCCAGCCUGGAAGAUCUGCUGUUUUACACCAUUGCAGAUGGCCAGGAGAAAAUUCCAGCUCACAAAUUUACCACGGCUCUGAAAGCCACAGGUCUGCGUACUGGAGACCCUCGUCUUAAGGAGUGUAUGGAGAUGUUAAAAGUCACCCUGAAGACCACAUCAGAUGGUGCUCUGGAUCGACAUCUCUUCAAAAAGUGUGUGCAAAGCAACAUUGUGUUGCUAACGCAGGCAUUCCGGAAAAAGUUUGUCAUUCCUGACUUUCAGUCAUUCACCUCUCACAUCGAUCAAAUUUAUGAGAGUGCUAAAUCACUGUCGGGUGGCCAGGUGGCAGAUUACAUUCCUCAGCUAGCUAAAUUUAGCCCUAAUCUCUGGGGCGUUGCCCUGUGCACUGUAGAUGGCCAACGGUACACGGCGGGUGACACGAAAGUUCCAUUUUGUCUGCAAUCGUGCGUGAAACCAUUAAAAUACGCAGUUGCUGUUCACGAUCACGGCACUGAAUACGUGCACCGAUUUAUAGGGAAGGAACCCAGCGGUCUGCGUUUCAACAAACUCUUUCUUAACGAAGAUGAUAAACCUCAUAAUCCCAUGGUAAACGCUGGCGCCAUAGUUUGCACUUCUCUCCUCAAGCAAAGCGUAAGCAACGCUGAGAAGUUUGACUAUGUGAUGAACUUUAUGAAGAACUUGGCAGGAAAUGAAUAUGUUGGUUUUAGCAAUGCUACGUUUCAGUCAGAGCGACUGUCAGGUGACAGAAACUUUGCCAUUGGUUACUACUUGAAGGAAAAGAAGUGUUUCCCAGAGGGUACAGAUAUGAUCUCCAUCCUGGACCUUUACUUCCAGCUGUGCUCCAUUGAGGUAACCUGCGAAAGUGCCAGUGUGAUGGCAGCUACCCUGGCGAACGGCGGCUUCUGUCCAAUCACGGGCGAGCGUGUGCUGAACCCCGAGGCUGUACGAGAUACUCUGAGUCUCAUGCACUCCUGCGGCAUGUACGACUUCUCUGGACAGUUCGCUUUCCAUGUUGGUCUCCCGGCUAAAUCAGGUGUUUCUGGAGGCAUCCUGCUGGUGGUCCCCAAUGUGAUGGGCAUUAUGUGUUGGUCUCCUCCUCUUGACAAAUUGGGCAAUAGUGUGCGAGGAAUCCAGUUUUGCACGGAUCUGCUCCAGCUCUUUAAUUUCCACAACUAUGAUAAUUUACGGCAUUUUGCCAAGAAACUGGAUCCACGCCGAGAGGGCGGAGACCAGCGGGUCAAGUCGGUUAUCAACCUGCUGUUUGCGGCCUACACAGGAGACGUGUCAGCUCUGAGAAGGUUUGCGCUAUCGUCGAUGGAUAUGGAGCAGAGAGAUUACGACUCUCGGACGGCCCUUCAUGUAGCUGCUGCUGAAGGUCACACUGAGGUUGUGCGUUUUCUCCUAGAGGCUUGUAAGGUGAACCCAGUGCCCAGAGACAGGUGGGGUAACACUCCCAUGGACGAGGCCAUUCAUUUCGGCCAUCACGACGUCGUAACGAUCCUGCAGGACUAUCACAACGCUUACAGCCCUAAGGAGACUACUGCCGACAGCGACAAGGAGACGGCCGAGAAGAAUCUGGACGGGAUGCUGUAGAGAUGAUCUGUUGCGU
Molecule: messenger RNA, 1933 nt
Organism: Sinocyclocheilus rhinocerous
Lineage: Eukaryota; Metazoa; Chordata; Actinopteri; Cypriniformes; Cyprinidae
Product: glutaminase kidney isoform, mitochondrial-like
Exons: 18
Coding region: 142-1917 (591 amino acids)
Biological process (GO): L-glutamine catabolic process
Molecular function (GO): protein binding; glutaminase activity
Source: RefSeq, a predicted model, not a curated record